This is a messenger RNA of Saccostrea cuccullata (small rock oyster), 2154 nucleotides long. Its product is annotated as galactosylgalactosylxylosylprotein 3-beta-glucuronosyltransferase 3-like. NCBI's taxonomy places the organism in Eukaryota, Metazoa, Mollusca, Bivalvia, Ostreida, Ostreidae. Bases 298 to 1323 code for a protein of 341 amino acids. The record is from RefSeq and is a predicted model, not a curated record. Gene Ontology annotation, biological process: chondroitin sulfate proteoglycan biosynthetic process; carbohydrate metabolic process. The transcript has 7 exons. Gene Ontology annotation, cellular component: Golgi membrane. Gene Ontology annotation, molecular function: galactosylgalactosylxylosylprotein 3-beta-glucuronosyltransferase activity.
GCGGUAGUGAUUUCCUGCGAUAAUUUUGACGAUGUGAUACUAUCGAAGGAGGACGAACAAAAUAAGAUGACAUUAUAUAAAAAGUCUUCAAGCCAAAGACAUACCUGACAAGUAACGUACAUAAAAAAUUUGGACUUUAAAAAUGCAGACAAAGAUUUAAAUUACACGAGGAUUCCCAUCCGAAUUUCAAUAGUCCUCGCCCAUGCACUGACGUCAAACUUAAGGGCAGCCGCACGAGAUUUCCAUGCAUAUUUGGCCCCCUUAGCAUCAGACUCAAAGACAGACUAUGUACCAGGAAUGUUCACCUUCACCCUGAGGAAGCUUCUUUACCUCUACUGCUGUGUCUCCGCCUUCAUCAUCUUCUGGCUUCUCAAUUACCAUGUUACUGAUAAAGGAGAGGAUGAUGUUUUAGAGGAAAGACUUGAAGUCCUGCAAAAAAGACUGGAUAAUAAACAGAAGUUACUGGAAGAAUCAAAGCAGAAAGUCAAAGACUAUGAAGAGAAGCUAUAUAAAUGUAGAAUGCUUAAGCCAUUUCAGAAAUCAUUCAACACAUCUCUCCCUAUAAUUUAUUUAAUCACACCUACAUAUGACAGAAUUGAACAAAAGGCAGAACUAACACGUCUGUAUUACACCUUGCUUCAUGUGCCUAAUAUACACUGGAUAUUAGUGGAGGACUCUGAGAGAAAAACUGACAAAGUUCAACAUUUUUUGGCAAACUGUAAAAUACCUUACACUCAUCUUAAUGUUGCCACCCCACAGCAAUUAAAGCUGAAGAGUUCUGACCCCAACUGGCUGAAGCCCAGAGGAGUCCUACAGAGAAAUGCGGGACUGACGUGGAUACGGGGGUCCCUUGAUCCAAACAAGGACAAGGGAGUCGUGUAUUUUGCUGAUGAUGACAACACAUACAGUUUAGAACUUUUUGAGGAGAUGCGUCUCACUAGGAAAGUUUCUGUGUGGCCUGUGGCAAUGGUAGGGGGGUUGAGAUUUGAGAGUCCAAUCUGUGAUAAAAAUUCAGUAACUGGCUGGGGAGUGUACUACAGACCAACAAGGCCAUUUCCUAUUGAUAUGGCCGGCUUUGCUGUAAAUCUCCAGCUGUUCUUUGAUCACCCCAAUGCUUGGUUUAGUAAUAAUGUACAGCGAGGCUACCAAGAAUCCACCAUUCUCAAACUGCUAGAUGUUACAAUGGCUGACUUAGAACCCAGAGCAGACAAAUGCACCAAGAUUUUAGUUUGGCAUACACGAACAGAAAAAUAUAACCCCAAAAAUGAAGCUAAAUGGAAACAGAAAACUGGGAGAGGAACAGAUCCAAAUGUAGAAAUAUAGGAAGAUCACAAGAUGUCUGACAAAGAAACUGUUUUAAUAAAUUCUUUUUAUAUCUCUGUAUUUAAUGGUGCCAUGUUAUUUUGAAAGUUUGCAUGUUUAUGCAUGCAUUUUAGAAGUAGGCUCAACAUAUGGUGAUGAGAUAUUUCAGAGUACAAUUGUUGAUAUUUUGUUUAUAACUGUUUAUGACAGAGAGCUAGUGUGAGUUAUAGUGAUAUGAUUGGAUAACCCAGAAUACAUGCCUGUAAGGAGUUGGGGAACACAUUUUGCUAGCUUUAACACAUACAUAUACACACAUGCACAGCCCUGUCACCAUUUGUCAGAUUUUUUUCCCAGGGACCUGAGAUGAUGUACAUAUCUUUUCAUAUCUAUAGCAAUGACCUCAAUGAAUUAUGCAUUCCCUGAUAGGAAUUAUAUUCAUGUAACUGUCUGUAUAAAUAUUACUUAUGGUGCAAGAUCAUUUCACUUGAGGGUGUUAACUACAACAAGGCGUGCAAUCUAUCAUGUAUUAAACAAGAACUCUCAAGUUUGAUCCAUUCAUAUUUAUUUUGACACAGGUUUGAUCAUUUCUUCAGUACAUUUACAUAUAUGUGCAUGUUAAACCUAAUACUUGAAAGACUUUUAAAGAACAGUGUUUUGUAAUUUAAAUUAAACAUUUUCACCAUCAAUGCUAAGAAAUUCUGUUAAAUCAUCAUGCAGGUUCAUGUAGAUGUAUUUUGUCUUAACUAAAAGCAUUUCUGCUUCUUACAAUUAACUGUCAAGAAUUCUUUUUUGAUGUAAGGGUUUAUUACUUGUACACAAGUUGUUACAGUAACAUUAAAAGAUGAAAUAUGA